Penicillium olsonii is the source of this 7677-nucleotide messenger RNA. NCBI's taxonomy places the organism in Eukaryota, Fungi, Ascomycota, Eurotiomycetes, Eurotiales, Aspergillaceae. The record is from the annotation of a GenBank genome assembly.
AUGCAUCACCAACAAAACGCAGAAAAUGUCGUUCUAGUCUUCGGGCCACAGGCCAUUCCAUCACAGAAUAUUUCAUUUCGAGGCCUCGGGGCGAAUGGCGUGGGUUCCUCGGCACUUCAAUGGGUCGAAGAUGUUAUUGCUGAACUCCCCGACCGAUUCGACGAGAUCAGCGAGGAAAUUCCCGAGCUUGGUGUUGUGCCAGGUGCUUCGUUGCUAAGAUCGCUGUAUCAACAAAUGAAGACAGGGCCCUUGGAAAGCAUAAAAAAGAAGUCACAUCAGCCAAAUAUUGUGCUGACGCCUCUUGCUGUUAUUGUACACCUGGCAGCGUACACAGGAGGAGUCGAACAGAGACAUCAUGGAUCGGGAUUCGGGUCGUGGGAAAGGAACGAAGAGAAAUCUUUGAAAGCUUCCAAUGUUGUGGGCCUCUGUACUGGUCUGCUGGCUGCACUGGUGGUAUCCCUCAGUCGGAGUUCAGAGGACAUCCAAAAAUAUGGGGCUACUGCUGUUCGGCUCGCCAUGGUCAUUGGAGCUGCUGUCGAUGCUGAAGAUGCUCGGAACGCUCAAUCAAGCUCUUUUUCGGCGACUUGGAGAUCCCCCGAUGGCCUCACAAUCUUUGAGGAAAUAAUGGCACGAUAUCACGGUGCAUACAUAUCGGUUCACUCCGACGAGAACAGAGCCACUAUAACAGCUUCAAGGGAGAAUGUCAAUGAGAUGAUGAAGCUCAUGACCGCUGUCGGGAUAUCAGUGGUAAAGAUUCGGCUCUCAGGCCGGUUCCACUCCCAAUGCCACCAGCUAGUUGCAUCCCAACUGCGUAAAUAUUGCGAAUCGAAUCCAGACUUUCGGUUCCCGGAGGCAUCCGAUUUCCAGAUACCCUGUUGGACAGACGUCGAUCCCACAAGGCGGGAGAUUCGUGGGGGCAACCUAACAUCCAUCGCUUUGGAUGCGAUCUUAGUUCAGAGAUCGGACUGGUUGACAACAUUCAUGCAGUUGACCACGCUUCCAGGAAAGAAGAAAAUUAUCGUUCUCAGUCCGGAGAAUUGUGUACCACCCUCAGUGGGGAACAAUCUACCCGCAGACUGCCGGAUCGUCUAUGAAAGAACAUCGUUCAAUACAGACGAUAGUUCAUCGCAGGCAUCACCCACAAAUGAAAACGAGGUUGCAGUGGUCGGGAUGGCCUGCAAAGUGGCUGGGGCCGACGAUAUUGGCGAGUUUUGGGAUAUUCUGUGUAAAGGGCAGUCACAGCAUAUCGAGGUUCCGCAGUCUCGUUUGAGAUUCGAGACGGCAUAUCGAGAUUUCGACCAGAACAGGAAGUGGUAUGGCAAUUUUAUGAAGGACCAUGAUUGUUUCGAUCACAAAUUCUUCAAAAAGACACCUCGAGAGGCAGCAUCGAUGGAUCCACAGCAGAGGGUGCUUUUGGAGAUCGCGUACCAGAGUGUUGCACAGUCAGGCUACUUCCAGAAGCCUACACCCCCGGAAAGUGUCGGUUGCUUUAUUGGUACAUGCGCCGUCGAUUAUGAGUGCAACGUGGCCUGCCACGCCCCAAACGCAUUUUCAUCCACGGGCAAUCUUCGUGGUUUCAUAGCAGGCAAAGUGAGCCACUAUUUCGGCUGGACUGGCCCUGCGCUCACACUAGACACUGCUUGUUCGGGUGCUGCCGUGGCCGUGCACCAGGCAUGCAAAGCCAUUCUUUCUGGGGAAUGCGAUUAUGCAUUGGCAGGUGGCGUUAAUAUGAUCACCCAGCCGUUGGCGUAUCAAAACCUGGCUGCCGCGUCAUUUUUGAGUCAGACUGGUCAAUGCAAACCAUUCUGCGUCGAAGCAGAUGGAUACUGCCGCGGAGAGGGUGUUGCGGCUGUGUUUCUUAAAAAGAAAUCAGCCGCUCUCGCUGACGGUGAUCAAAUAUUUGGUGUGGUUUCCGGUACAGCAGUAUCUCAAAACCAGAACUGCACGCCGAUAUUUGUCCCCAAUGCCCCAUCUUUAGCUGGGCUGUUUCAAGGUGUUCUAGGAAAAGCUGGCGUGCAAUCAGGCGAAAUCUCAUAUGUCGAAGCACACGGAACGGGUACUCCGGUGGGAGAUCCUGCAGAGUAUGAGAGCGUAAGUCAGGUUUUUGCUGCUGCUAAACGGUCACAGCCUGUUCAAUUGGGCUCGGUGAAGGGACUCAUCGGGCACACCGAAAGUUCUUCUGGUCUUGUGUCGCUGAUCAAGGUACUUCUGAUGAUGCACCAUAGCAGGAUUGUCCCACAACCAAGCUAUCAGCGUCUGAGCCCACAAAUCAAGGCGCACCGUUUGUUGGAGAUUUCGAAGUCCUGGAAGCCCUGGCCAAACCGCUGCAAGGCUGCGCUUAUCAACAAUUAUGGCGCCUCGGGUUCUAAUGCGUCCAUGAUCGUGAAGAGUUUUGCACUCAAUGAAGACCCAAUUCCCACAUUUCAAGAGGGCCAGAAAUACCCAUUAUGGAUUUCAGCGUCUGGCGAUAAAGCCCUGGGGGCCUACAUCGACAAGCUUGGAGAGUAUUUGGAGCGACUGGCUUUAGAGACCAGCACCAAUUUUAUCAGGGACAUGUCAUUCAAUCUUUGUCGGCAAUCGAAUCCGAAACUACCCAAAGCCAUGUUGCUAAGUUGCUCGACCGUUGAAGAGUUGCAGAGCAAACUAAGAGAGGAGUCACCGUUGACUGAAAUAAAAUCUUCGAGGCCGUUGAUACUUUGUUUUGGCGGGCAAAUCUCCACUUUUGUUGGCUUGAAUCACAGCAUUGUCGCAACAACGACCAUUCUGCGCACUUAUUUGGAUAUUUGCGACAGAACAUCGAAAGCGUUGGGACUCGAUGGCAUAUACCCAGACAUAUUUCAAAAGACGCCAAUCCUGGAUGUUGUCAAGCUUCAGCUCUGUCUCUUCUCUUCGCAGUAUGCGUCGGCAAUGAGCUGGAUUGACUGUGGCAUUCAACCUACAGCUCUAAUUGGCCAUAGCUUUGGCGAGCUGACUGCAUUGUGUAUUUCAGGUAUUUUGAGUCUCCGUGACACAAUUCGUAUGGUAACAGGCCGUGCCCGCAUCGUGAGGGAAAAUUGGGGACCGGAGAAGGGUGCUAUGCUAGCAGUCAAGGCUGACCCAGAUCAGCUCGAGAAUAUUUUAUCGGCAAAUGCCUUGACUGAGCAUCCAGUAACGGUGGCCUGUUACAAUGGACCGAGAAGCUUCACGCUCGCAGGGAAAUCCGAGGCAAUUGAAGCGACAGUUGCGCACAUCGAAAAAGAAGAAUUAUCUUCCUCUAUACGGUCAAAGAGACUAAACGUCACGAAUGCGUUUCACUCUGCCCUUGUUGACGGUCUGGCGUCGGAUAUAGCGCGCUUGGCCUGCGAUCUGAAAUUCAACAAGCCAAACAUCCCGAUAGAAUUUGCGACAAAGGAUAGAUAUAGCCAGAGUAUAGGUCCAGGGUUCAUCUUCCAUCACAUGAGAAACCCAGUGUAUUUUCACCAUGCCGUCCAGAGGAUCUCGAAAAGUCAUGGUUCUUGCGUCUGGCUCGAGGCUGGCUGCAGCUCAACCAUCACUCAAAUGGCCAGCCAAGCCCUCGGAGGACCUGGGGCGAAUUUGCAUUCCUUCGUGCCAAUGGACAUGUUGACUGGCGAAUCCUUGACGAACCUGACCCAUGCAACCAUCAACCUCUGGGAAGCUGGAAUCGUCUCAACCUUCUGGCAACAUCAUUCAUCACAGACUAGGGAAUAUCCCCCCAUGAUAUUGCCGCCGUAUCAAUUCGAAAAGUCACGACAUUGGUUAGAAUUGAAAGUUCCGUCGCCGGCUGCUGCAGACAUCGUCGAGACGGCAAAGAAAGAAGGUCUUUGGUCAUUCGAGGGACACUUGGACAAUGACAAGCGUUCAAUCCGUUUCCGGGUCCUAUGUGAGUCGGAACAAUACAAAGCGAUUGUCUCCGGUCAUGUAAUUGCCCAAACUGCUGCAAUUUGCCCAGCCACACUGGAAGUGGAUAUGGCAAUCGAUGCUCUCAUGAGUGUGCAACCCAAGCUGAAAGCAGAUGGUCUGCAGCCACAGAUUUUGAAAGUUGAGAAUCAAGCACCUCUCUGCUUUGACUCAUCGCGAGCUGUAUGGCUAGAUGUGACCGCAAAUGAUGCCGGUUCAGAGCCAAGUCGAGAGUGGUCUUGGAGACUCUCAAGUGAAAAGAUCGACAAGAACUCGACGGCGACAACGCAUGUGACUGGCGAAAUAGUGUUCAUCCAUGCGAAUGAUGUGCAACUCCAAGCCGAAUUCGCUCGCUACGAGCGUUUGGUGACCCAUCAGCGCUGUGGUGAGCUCCUCUAUGGAAACGAUCCUGGUGAUGACGUUGUACAAGGCUCCAAUAUUUACAGGCUAUUUGAUGAGGUUGUUGAGUACGGCCCACGAUUCCAAGGCCUGAAUAGGCUGGUGGGAAGGAAAUCGACAAAUCAAUCAGCUGGACGAGUGACCAAAAGAUAUGCCGCUGGCACCUGGCUUGAUGCUGAACUUUCCGACUGCUUCAGUCAAGUGGGCGGAAUAUGGGUCAACUGUAUGACUGGGAAGGCCACCGGGGAAAUGUAUAUUGCCAAUGGCUUUGAGAAAUGGGUGCGCUCCCCAAAGCUGCUUCGUGGCACACCCCGGCCUGAAACAUGGGACAUUCUGGCAUGCCACGAGAGACGCGGAAACAAUGCUUUCUUGACCGAUAUAUUCAUCUUUGAUCCCAGACAAGGGAUUUUGGUCGAAAUGAUACUAGGCAUCAACUUCGCCAAGAUAUCGAAGUUAUCAAUGAGCAAGCUACUAAGCCGACUCUCAGUCGAUACCAAAGCAACAUGUUUGAGCGAACCAGCAGAUGUUGUUUCGAUGGCGCAGAGGGCGAAAGAUAAUGCGUCCGCUAACAAGGUAGCUCCGACGGAAUUCUCUGCAACCAGUGUGGUAUCAAAAGUCAGACUAAUCCUUGCGGAUCUGUCUGGUCUGGAUGCGACCGACAUAAAGGAAGAAGCCCAUCUAGCAGACAUUGGGAUUGACUCGCUCAUGGGUAUGGAGCUCGCACGCGAGCUAGAAGGGGCAUUCAGUUGCACUUUGUCAACAGAUGCCUUGAUGGAUGUCUUCAGCUUCGAGGGUCUCGUCCAAUGUAUUCAGCAGACACUUGGCUUAUCGGAAAUCAGUGACAGCUCCGACGCAAAUCCGACUUCGCUAGAUGUAGUCGACACUCCGCAGACUUCAACGGGAGAUGCCGCAUGUGACUUGGAAGAAUCAACCAAGACUAAAAUAGUGCAGCCAACGACGACAGAACCAAACACGCUUCUCUUGAAUGCCACCCACCAAGGGCAUCUUGAAUGCUCUGCGUCGGUGGUACUUGAAGCUUUCGCUGAAUGCAAAGCCCUCACGGAUCGAUUCAUAGAAGAGGAACACUGCCAAAACUACCUAGAAUUGGUCAUGCCGAGACAAACAGAGCUUUGUGUCGUUCUUGCUUUGGAGGCCUUCGCCGAAUUGGGUUGUGACCUGCGUUUAGCGAGGGCCGGACAAGAGCUGAAGCGAAUCAAACAUAUUCCGUCCCUGCAAGGGCUCGUUGACUAUCUGUACGAAAUGCUCGAGAAGGAAUCCGCUAUCAUCGAAAGUCACGGAUCUAUCAUCUUGCGCACUUCGAUAGCAGCGCCCAGGGAGUCAAGUGCCGCCAUACUGCAAGACCUUCUCGAUUCGUUUCCAGAGCACAAGUAUCCCCAUAUGCUGACGCAUUUCGCUGGUUCCAGGCUUGCCGACGUCUUGUCGGGCCGAUCGGAUGGCAUCAAGGUCAUAUUUGGAACAGAGGAAGGAAGAAAACUUGCUUCCGGCCUCUAUGCCGAUUCACCCUUGAACAAGCUCUCGUAUAUGCAUAUGCGAGACUUUGUAUCACGGCUUGUCUCAAGGCUGGGGAGCCAGAAUGGCCCUUUGAAAAUCCUUGAGUUAGGGGCUGGAACUGGGGGGACCACCAAGUGGAUAGUCCCACUUUUAGCGGAGCUCGAGAUCCCCGUCGAGUAUGUCUUCACCGAUCUCUCGCCGUCGUUUGUCGCAGCGGGGAGAAAGAGAUUUUCGAAGACAUUCCCAUUCAUGAGCUUCAGAGCAUUGGAUGUUGAAAAGGAGCCCGAUCAAGAGCUCCUCGGGAGCUACCAUAUGGUGCUGGCAAGUAACGCCAUACACGCCACUCACAGUUUGAAGAAAUCACUCGGCAAUAUCAGAAAAACCCUUCGUGCUGAUGGAUUCGUUAUGCUCCUUGAGAUGACGAGGACAAUUUAUUGGGUAGAUAUGAUCUUUGGACUCCUGGAGGGCUGGUGGCUGUUCGAUGACGGACGCCAGCAUGCAAUUGCUCCCCAGUCUCGAUGGCAAGAAGACUUUCUGGCGGCUGGGUUCAGCCAUGUUGAUUGGUCAGAUGGCAGUCACGCAGAGGCGACAAUCCAGCGUGUCUUUUUAGCCUUGAAUGGCGAAGCCGACAUCAAGAAAGGGACCAUUACGGAUGUCCAAGCACGACAAAAGAUGAUCGACGACUAUGUGCAGCAGUAUACUGAGGACUUUUCGAUGCCAGUUUCGCCUCUAGGAUGUUCUGUCGCGAAGCAAAACCUUUGCAUCUUGGUGACUGGAGCGAGCGGGAGCCUGGGCUCGCAUAUAGUUGCACAUCUUUCGCAGCUCCCGCAAGUGAAGACCGUAAUAUGUCUGAAUCGGAAAGGUAGGGUGGAUCCACGCAAGCGGCAGGUUGAGGCCAUGGAAUCUCGAGGAAUCGAAGGAACAGACAUUGCUAAUAUUGAAGUAAUUGAAACCGACACUGCUGAUGCGGAGCUUGGACUAAGUCAGAAUCAUUACAACCAACUCAAAGCAACGAUUACGCACAUUGUCCACAACGCAUGGCCAAUGAGUGGGAAGCGGCCCUUGAAGGACUUUGAAAGCCAGUUCAAAGUCAUGCGAAAUCUCUUAGAUCUCGCUAGCUCGGCAGGCUCCACGCAGAGACGGAUGAUCGGCUUUCAAUUUAUAUCGUCCAUCGCAGUUGUUGGACACCGACCCACAAUGACUGGUGCUGCACUUGUUCCAGAGGAGCGAAUCGAAACAGCCGCGGCAGUGCUUCCCACUGGAUAUGGCGAUGCGAAGUGGGUGUGUGAGCGUAUGCUCGAUGAGACGUUGCAUAAGCAUCCGGAUAGCUUCCGAGUGAUGACAGUUCGCCCGGGGCAGAUUGCUGGCUCGAGGACGAGCGGCUAUUGGAACCACAUGGAGCACGUUAGCUUCAUUAUUCAAUCCUCGCAAACCAUCAUGGCUUUCCCCAAGUUCGACGGUACCGUGUCCUGGACUCCAGUCAACGAUGUAGCCGCUGCAGCUUGCGAUCUUCUCGUCCAUCAUGACAGUCCAUCCUAUCCGAUAUACCACAUUGACAAUCCUGUGAGACAGCCAUGGGGUGACAUGGUACCGAUUUUGGCCGAGGCCAUUGGUGUUGAGCUCGUUUCCUUCGAGGAAUGGCUGAGGAGGGUUCGCUGCUGUCCAUCUGCGGUCGCAUCUGAGAAUCCUGCAGCCAAGCUCAUCGAGUUUUUCGACCAAGACUUUGCACGCAUGUCAUGCGGAGGAUUGCUGCUCGAUACGGCCCGAGCAUGUGAGCACUCUGAAUCACUCAGAGCGGUCGGGCCUGUCACUCCAAACCUGGUCCGGAAAUACAUUGAAGCAUGGAAGUUGGCUGGCGUUUUGAAGUGA